GUGUCAGUUUACGGCAACAUGGCAGCCUGCUGGCCUGAAGUCAUGGCCGGCUGGAGCGUCGGGUAGCACGGACGCUAGAUCGCAUCCAUAGAACGUAUGAUCGAACACCCAGUACCUAUGUCCAAUACACGCGGUGACGUCAUCACGAGCACACUGCGCAGGCGUGGACACGUGUAUCGGGUGUGAUCUAGCAUUUACCCUAAAGCUGAGAUUCUCUCGGCUCUGAGCGUCUUAAAUUUAAACAUGAAAACGGGUACGAAUCGCACGAUAGCAGCAGGUCGGUAACGGAAGGCUCGUGGAGAUGAUGUUGUUGUGUUUUCGGAGACUUUCCGCGCCGUUGUGUCGCGACGCAGCAAAUGUUCGCUGUCUGUUGUCCGCGCAGUGUGCGGGUGUGUGUCGGCUCGAGCCCGCGUCAUGGCGGCACAGACACGCACCUGUCACCGACUGCGCGAGGUUGAAACAGUCUCCGGUUAGCGGCUCGUGGGUCUUCAGAGUGAAUGGGACGGACGGCCGCGUUGCGUGUUGGAGCGGGAUCCUCCAGCAGGUGAAAGCGACACCCUGGCGAACGCAAGGAACCGUACACCGGGGAGGUCACGAGAGGUCGGAGACCAGCUUCAAGUCUCUGCUGUCUCCUAAAGCUCGUGGGCUUUGCAGCGGAAAGACCAAGGAGUCACCAGCGGACCGGAAUGAAGCCAGUCCGGUACCGGGAGAGGGCCUCUUCAAGUUCAAAGAGCUGUAUGAGAACCCGUGGACCAUCCCCAACUUCUUGUGCGUGUGUCGGAUUCUGCUGGCUCCGUACUUGGGUCAUCUGAUCAUCCAGCAGCACUUUCACCUCAGCCUCGCUCUCUUCACGCUGGCUGGAGCAACUGACCUGCUGGAUGGUUACAUCGCCAGAACGUGGCCGAGUCAAAAGUCAGCGUUGGGCAGCGCUCUCGACCCAUUGGCUGAUAAGAUUCUCAUCAGUAUUUUGUAUCUCAGUCUCACCUAUGCUGAACUUAUACCAGCUCUGCUGACAGCGCUAGUGAUUUCCAGAGACAUUGGUUUGAUAGCUGCUGUCUUCUGGGUUAGAUACAAGACUGUACCUCCACCGGUGACCCUUAGCAAGUUUUUUAACCCCUGCUACACCACAGCACAGCUCAAGCCCACGCUCUUCAGCAAGGUGAACACGGCCAUCCAGCUCCUUCUGGUUGCAUCUUCCCUGGCUGCUCCAGUCUUUCAGUACACAGACCACAUCCUGCUGCAGGGCUUAUGGUAUGUUACCGCGGUGACCACAGCGGCGUCGGGCUAUAGCUACUGGCACUACGGCCGCAAGACCGUCCAGGUGCUCAACACCAGAUCACAGUGACAACCAUACCAAGGAAUGUCC
This is a messenger RNA of Etheostoma spectabile (orangethroat darter), 1366 nucleotides long. RefSeq names its product cardiolipin synthase 1 (gene crls1). The coding region runs from base 302 to 1345 and encodes 347 amino acids. Gene Ontology annotation, cellular component: mitochondrion; membrane. The transcript has 7 exons. Gene Ontology annotation, biological process: cardiolipin biosynthetic process. Gene Ontology annotation, molecular function: cardiolipin synthase (CMP-forming) activity. The record is from RefSeq and is a predicted model, not a curated record. NCBI's taxonomy places the organism in Eukaryota, Metazoa, Chordata, Actinopteri, Perciformes, Percidae.